Molecule: messenger RNA, 4191 nt
Organism: Colletes gigas
Lineage: Eukaryota; Metazoa; Arthropoda; Insecta; Hymenoptera; Colletidae
Gene: nompA
Exons: 18
Coding region: 1-4191 (1396 amino acids)
Source: RefSeq, a predicted model, not a curated record
AUGAAAAAGUUUAACAACAUAUCGGAUAUACUACAAACAAUCUCCCUCUUGGCUACCUUAAAAGUGGUAGUUAAUGGACAAACAACCUGUAAUGGCGGUUUAGGUCGAGUUGUUUACGAGAGACUUCCAGAUCAACAGCUUCAAGGCUUCGACGAUGACGUGGUACGAGACUCCGCGCCGCCGUUCAGAGUUUUGGAAAAAUGUCAGGAACUUUGUCUACGCGAUCGAACGGCAACAAACAACUUGGUACGCGCUUGCACGAGCUUCGACUUCCAACCUGGUAGCAGAAUCGCGUCUUUCAGCGGGGCUGCAGAGUACGAGGAAAGUACUUGUUACUUAACCAGAGAACAGGCGCAACCAGAGGGCAUCGGAAACCUGAUGCUGGUGCCAAACAGCGUUCACUUCACGGAAGUUUGUCUCGGCUCGGAUAGGAUAGAAAGAGAAUGCCCCAAUAGACGUUACGUGUACGAGAGACAUCCGAGGAAGAAACUGAAACUACCGUUGACAGACAUUAAGGAAGUUAGCGCGGCAAACAGAACCGACUGCGAGGACAGAUGUCUCAACGAAUUCAGUUUCAUUUGCCGAUCGGCGACCUACGACACGGCGCUGAGAAGCUGCGCUCUGAGUCGCUUCACCAGAAGAACGCAUCCUGAAUUAUUGGAGGACGAUCCUAAUUCCGAUUACCUAGAGAAUACGUGUCUCAACGCGGAGCGACGUUGCGAUGGAUUGGCCGUGUUCGUCAAAGAGGAGAACAAGCGUCUACGGGGACCGUUCGAAGUCGACAUUUACACGAACCUAACCCUGGACGAGUGCCAAGCCCUUUGCCUCAGAGCGGAAAAAUACUUUUGUCGAAGCGUCGAGUUUGACGAGCAGACGCGACAAUGCGUCAUUUCGGAGGAAGACUCGGUCUCCCAGAAGGAUGAUAUUGGAAUCAGCAGCAGCCCUAGCCACCAUUUCUACGAUUUGGUUUGCCUGGAUAAUCAUCCGCCCAUAGCACGUGGCUCCGAGUAUCCAGACAGCAGCUCCUCGUCGCACCUCUUCUCCGACGGACGUCGACCUGACACUGCCUUUCAACGUUACCGGAAUUCACGUUUAAGCGGAGAAUUCCACUCGGAAAUAACCGGGCGCAGCUUGAGCGAAUGCCUUGACGAGUGUCUUCGACAGACCAGCUUCCAAUGCAGAAGCGCUGUCUAUUCCGAGCAUUACCAUACCUGUCGACUGAGUCGAUUUAAUCAACGUGACGGUCACAGGAUCAUCUAUGACGCAGAUUACGAUUAUUAUGAGAAUCUUAUGCAUCAAUAUCUGGACGGAGACCGAGACAACCCAGGCUACCGACCAGAUCCAUUAGGACAAGAUACGAACUUUGGCCGUCCAUCUCUCGGAAGACCCGGCUACCCAGACGACUACGACAAAGGAUACACUAGCAGCGUGAAGCCAGACCGAUUUCCGGAUCGCCACCCAGACCGAUACCCCGAUCGUUACCCAGAUCGAUACCCCGAUCGUUAUCCAGAUCGUUAUCCCGACAGAUAUCCAGAUCGGUAUCCUGACAAGUACCCAGAUCGUUAUCCUGACAAAUACCCAGACCGUUAUCCAGACAAAUAUCCAGAUCGUUACCCUGACAAGUAUCCAGAUCGCUAUCCUGACAAGUACCCAGAUCGCUAUCCUGAUCGUUACCCAGACAGGUAUCCCAUAAGUGGACACUACCCAAUCGGAGCAGGUGGUGACAACUUCCCUGAACCGAUAGAUCGAUAUCCUGUCAACGAUCGUUAUCCCACGGCAGAUCGUUAUCCUAUAAGCGAUCGUUACCCGAUUGGAGAUCGAUAUCCAUCCUCCGACAGAUAUCCAGUUUCCGAUCGAUUCCCGAUCAGGGGCGGCGAUCGUCGUCCAGUUCCUGCCGAUCGAUAUCCGAUACCCGAUCCAGCUAUAGACAGAUAUCCAACGAACACUCGAUAUCCCACCGGAGGCGGUAACCGGUAUCCAAUAUCUCCAGGUCGCUAUCCAAGCGACAGCGACCGUUAUCCCAACACCAUAGACCGGUACCCCAUUCCAGAGGAUCCUUUGGAUCGUUAUCCUUCAGGAUUAGGUGGCGCAAGGCCUCACGCAGAUCGAUAUCCCAUCAGUGAAAGAUACCCGGACAAGGACCUUUAUCCCAGCCGAUUUCCUCCCCCAUCUCACUCAAGCGGCUACCCUGCCAAUUAUCCGGACGAUGGGUACGGGUCACAAGUGCAUCCAGAGCGUCCUCAUUAUGGCGUAGCUGGACCAACGCGUCCCUUGGGCUACGGUGGCUACAGCAACGACGGUAGCAUCAUCGGCGGCGGCUAUGUGGGCGAAGGUGGAGUCUACAACACCCGACCUUUCGGAACGAGCGGUGGUCCUAUCAUUGGUCGUCCGCCUCUGGUGUCGAGAUGCGACGAACAGGACAAUUUCCGUCAAGUGGGGCCCCACACCAGGGUCCGAAAGCCGUUCGUCAGACGAUACACGACCGCUUCGUCGCUGGCCCAAUGCGAAAGGGAAUGCGCGGAUGCCAGGGACUUCGUCUGUAGAUCCUUUAAUUAUCGUCCUUACGCAGCCCCGUACGGCGCUGAGAGGGACAACUGCGAGUUGAGCGAUCGAGACUCCAGGGACAUGGACAUGGGGAACCCCGUCUACUACGACACUGGCUCCGAUUACGAUUUCUACGAAAGAAACAACGGCAGACAGGGCGUGGACUCGGAGUGUCUCGACGUGAGUCAAGUCUGUAGCGAAGACGGAAUGGAAUUUACUUUAAGGACUCCGGAGGGAUUCAUUGGCCGGAUAUACACGUACGGCUAUUACGAUCGCUGCUUCUUCCGUGGAAAUGGGGGAACCGUAAACGUGCUGCGAAUCAGCGGUCCUCAGGGUUACCCCGAAUGUGGCACGCAAAGAUACGGCGACACAAUGACGAACAUCGUCGUGGUACAGUUCUCCGACUACGUGCAAACCGGAAGGGACAAACGCUUCAAUCUCACCUGCCUGUUUCGAGGUCCUGGCGAGGCUGUCGUCACAUCCGGCUACAUCGGUGCCGGGUAUGCCAGGUCAGGGUCCCCAAUUCCCAUUGAGUAUCUGCCAGCGGAAAAUACCCUAAGUUCCAGAGUACGUUUGCUAAUCCUCUAUCAAGGUAGACCUACAACCACCAUCGCUGUUGGUGACCCGCUCACCUUCAGGCUGGAAGCUCAGGAAGGGUAUAAUUACGUAACCGACAUCUUUGCUACCAACGUCAUAGCGAGAGAUCCUUAUUCAGGGAGGAGCGUUCAGCUCAUUGACAGAUAUGGUUGUCCAGUAGACAAUUACGUGUUCCCUGGAUUGGACCGUUUGCGAGAGGGGGAUAGUCUCGAGGCACGUUUCAACGCCUUCAAGAUCCCGGAAUCGAAUUUCUUAGUGUUCGAGGCAACCGUGAGAACGUGCAGAGAUGGCUGUCAGCCCGCGUAUUGUUCUGGCGGAACCGGAAGAAGCGAGCCAUCGUUCGGAAGGAGACGAAGAGACGUGUCGUUGAAUGACACCGUUGACAAAGAAAAUGAAAUAAGUACGAUAAUCGAGAAUAAUGGAAACGACACAUCCCCAGCGUCCAAUUCCACGGACAUCGAUGACGUUAACGCGGAUGAAAGAGACGAAGCCGAGGAAGAAGAGGAAGAAGAACACGUUAGAGAAAUGAUCGAGGUGCUGGACUCAAGAAUGGAUAUUGACGAAGAGACAGUUGUUGAAAGACAAACUACAGUCAUGGAAAGCGUUUGCAUUACACCAAACGAAUAUUAUGGCCUCGUGACAGCGGUUGCAGUGCUCGUGGUCCUUCUAGCUUCCGUAGUAUUGUUGUCCAUGCUGAUUUACAGAAAAUACGCUUACUCGGUAAUCACGAAGAACCGUAGAGUUGAUAAACCGUGCAAUCGCAGCAGCCACUCGGACGACGCUUACAGCAGUCGAGCGAAUAAUUUUUCCUUUUUGCGAACAGGCCUUCAAAAACCAUUCCAAUCAACGUCGAUCUCCAGAUCCAUGAGUAACGUGAUUAAUCAGCGUGUGAGCUCGUCGUCAACAGCGCUGGAGGGUGCUGUAGGAUUAUCGUCCAGAAGGACUGGCUUCGACCCCAGUGAACCUAUUUACACCGAUCCAUCGCUAUUCGAGGUUGCUCGAUGCUCGUCGCCCAAACCAGCACUCAACGAUAAUUUCCACUUGAUGUGA